GGGAUAUUUUCAUAGUUUAUUUGCUUUGACGACAUCAAAGAAUACAAAAUGAAAAUUCUAGUUACAAUUAUUGCAACCCUUGUGUUUUUGGACUUUGCCAAAACUCAAAAUUCUCCUGAAAUCGUACCAAUACCUGGCGGUUUAUCUGGAACGGCUCACACUACACGCUACUGGGAUUGUUGCGUUCCAGCCUGUAGCUACCCAGCUAACGCUUCCGUAGUUACUCAUGGAGUAGAAUAUUGUCUCGCCGAUGGUGAAACUCGUGUUGCUGAUGGAGAUUAUUCCAAACAACCCGAAUGCCAACACCCUGGCGGAGGUGCAUUUACUUGCAACGGAAAUCAACCUUGGAUUGUCAAUGACACUUUGGCCUAUGGAUUUACAGCUGCUUCGUUUAAAGGCGGUGUUGAAACAAAUGACUGUUGCAAAUGUUUGCUAAUCCAAUUCCAAGGAGCGUUGGAAGGAAAAUCACUUUUAGCUCAGGUUACCAACACUGGCUCAGAUUUAACCCAAAACCACUUCGAUAUUCAAAUUCCCGGAGGUGGUGUUGGUAUUUUUACUUUAGGUUGUAUGGGACAAUGGGGCACUCCAGAGGAUGGCUGGGGUGAAAGGUAUGGAGGUAUAACUUCUGAAGAAGAAUGUAGCGAAUUGCCGCCAGUACUUCAAGAAGGUUGCAGAUUUAGAUGGACAUUUUUGGAAGGAGUUUCUAAUCCGAAUGCAACUUUUUACCAAGUUAGAUGUCCCUCUGAUUUAGUUGCUAUCACUGGAUGUAGUAAUACUAGUGAUCUUUGAAUAAAUGAGUUUUUGUUAUGAUAAUACCUAAUACCAACAUUGGAUUUGCUUUAUUUAGAAAUUUUUGACAAUGAAUAAAUUAAAAAUCUAAAGUUCAACUAAAU
Molecule: messenger RNA, 893 nt
Organism: Ceutorhynchus assimilis (cabbage seed weevil)
Lineage: Eukaryota; Metazoa; Arthropoda; Insecta; Coleoptera; Curculionidae
Source: the annotation of a GenBank genome assembly